Molecule: messenger RNA, 2837 nt
Organism: Vigna radiata var. radiata (mung bean)
Lineage: Eukaryota; Viridiplantae; Streptophyta; Magnoliopsida; Fabales; Fabaceae
Product: glycosyltransferase family protein 64 C3
Exons: 1
Coding region: 28-1143 (371 amino acids)
Cellular component (GO): membrane
Molecular function (GO): glycosyltransferase activity
Source: RefSeq, a predicted model, not a curated record
AUUAAAAUAGAUGAUACUGUGUCUUACAUGUCACAAGAAAAAUCUCCUUCUUAUGGAUAUUUAACAGAAAAACCCAAAGUUCCAAUGCAAUUCCACUUCCGUGAGUCAACGUCAAUCAACCCACUUAAACAAAACACCAAUCACGAAACUCACACACCGCCGCAAAAAAUGGCUUCUCCGGUUGCUAUGGCCAUCCUCCUCGCCGCCCUAUUCGGCGUGGUUUCGACCACGAAAUCCGCAGUCCCACACGAAUGCGCGGCAGCACGGAAUCAGAACCACCAGGCACUCCGUCGCGACAGAGUCACCGUUCUGAUGAACGGCUUCUCGGAGCCGCGCAUCCCCCUCCUCCAUUCCCUGGCUGUGGCAUACUCCCUCUCCCCCAUUGUCUCCUCCGUGCUUGUCCUAUGGGGAAAUCCCUCCACAGCGUCAAGUGUUGUCCGCCAACUUGCCCGCAACCUCUCCCUCUCCACUUCCUCCUCGCCCAUCUCGCUUCUCCUCCAACCCUCCGCCAGCCUCAACAACCGCUUUCUCCCCCGUCCUGACCACAUCUCCACCGACGCCGUUUUGAUCUGCGACGACGACGUGGAGGUGGACUCAAAGUCGUUGGAAUUCGCGUUUCGCGUGUGGGAGAAAAACCCCAACCGACUAGUGGGACUCUUCGCGCGGUCCCAUGACAUCGAUCUGAACCGGAGGGAGUGGGUCUACACGGUUCACCCGGACCGGUUCUCCAUCGUGCUCACAAAGUUCAUGCUUCUGAGAGCCCGGUACCUGUUCCUGUACACGUGCGUGGGUGGGGCCGGCAUGGCUCGCGCGCGGGGGAUCGUGGAUGCGGUGCGGAACUGUGAAGAUGUGUUGAUGAACUUUGUGGUGGCAGAGGAGGCACAGGUGGGUCCAUUGCUGGUGGGGGCGAAGAGAGUGAGGGAUUACGGGGACGCGAGGAAUGAGGGGGAGGAAGGGGUGAGGGUGGGGUUGAGUAGUAGGAAAGGGGAGCACAGGAAGAGAAGAGGGUGGUGCAUUGGGGAGUUUCAUAGGGCCUUGGGGAGAAUGCCUUUGAGGUAUAGCUAUGGCAAGGUCGUUGAUGAUGUUGGGGAACAGGGCUUGUGUUACAAAGGUGGCAAGAUUGUCUUUUGUGAUCAAUCAUGAAAAUGAUUUUUUUCACUUCAGUCUCUAUGAUUUUAAAUCUACUGUAUUUUGUUUUACACUUCUCAAGAUUUUAUUUGGCUGGAUUCCAAGCUCGUCAAGGAGGGGUUCUUUUUCUUUAAAGUUGGAGGAGACAUUGACUCCCGAGUAGGUGGACAUGGCAUGAGAGUCAAUUCCAAGGAUAUGAAGGGGAUGCAACUUGAACUCUUUAUUCCCCAUGAUAUCGAUCCGGUUGAAGGAAGAAAGUUUCAAGGUGGAGUUAAGGGAUCUUGUAAAGGUUCAAUUGACAUGUUUCGGAGUUUCAUGCUGUUUUGUGAUAAGUGAAAGUUUUAAAGGGAAAGGAGGGAUAAGAUUUUAAGAUUUUGGGGGUUUUAUGUGAGCUCGACACAUGUUAAAUUUCGAUUUACUACUAUAUUGUUGGCUUGUAUAUAGCUAGUAAAUGUUUUCCUAAGGCCUCAUAAGCCAGCAAAUGGAGAGCAGACACCCUUCAAGAUUUGCGAAUAUUUCCCCGCAACUAUUCGUAGAUGUGCCAUUGUUGUUGGCUUUGCUGCACUUAUUACUGGUUUGGAGCACCUAGGAGACAGAUAUGAUGUGGAAAAUGUCCAUGGACUCAGCUGGGCUUUGGCAAUUUGGCUCAUCAGUGCUGCAUUGGUUGUUAUUUAUUUGGAUUACCGUGAAAGGCAGCGAAUAAGGCGGAAGAUAUUUCAAAGAUGCAAUUGGGUAGUUGGUAAUCUUGAGGAAGAUGAUUCAAUCAAUCUUUUGAACAACUACAGAUAAAGAGUUACUACCUUUUGUAAGAAUGGAAGUUCAGUUAGAUUGUUAGAACAGAUAAAAUUGCAUUCCUUAAGUUCUGAGAGAAAUGUGAGCUCACAUUUUUCUUUGUUAGUUAUCAAGCGUUUUCGGAGGUGAAAAGAAAAGGGAGUCAAUUACUUUCCAAUAUCUUUUUUUAACAUAUGAUGCCUUCUAAAUUCUAGGAAUAGUAUCUUUCCUACAGCAUAUAUUUCCUAUUUCCUAUACUGAUACAUCUUCAACUGAUUAGGUUAUAUUGAUUUUUAACUCCAGCGGCUACACUAUUUCUUUUACUAUUUCGUCUCAAAGUAGAAGAAAUCAGGUGAAUUUGUAGGUUCUGUAUGGUAAGUUUGACAGUAUCAUAAUAGAUGAUAUCAGACAUGGAAUGCUAUCUGGCCAAAGGCAUUGUUGGAAAUUAUGAGAUGAGAAAUUUAAUGCAUGAUUUUUUUCUUGUCCAUAAUGCCAUAUGGUUUUAGAUUCUCUGUGAUUACUUGUUUCAUCUUUUGUUCUCUUAAUCCUCCAUGAAGCUCCCUAGUAAUUUUAAUUUAAACUAUAAAAGAUAAAUUCAAAUGACUUCAGAGUUUAGAUGACUGUAUAGCUUGCAAUACCAGCACUCACUGGAAGCAUCUUAUAUAAGCUUUGAAUAUUUACAGUAGCACGUGUUUAAUCAUUGUAUAGAAUUUCAUUAUUGUGAUCUGAUGUGAUGGAAAUUAGAGACACCCAUCGGGAUAAGACUUUGUUGUUGUUUUUGCUUUUUGAGGCAGAGAGGUUGAAUGCAAAUAGUGGGGUAAAAUUAUGUCUACUUCAAGCAAUUCAUCUACAAUUCCAUUGAUUAAAGGUGAUAACUAUACAUUUGGCCAAGAUCACGAAACUACAAAAACCACACAUUUUAUAGUUUGAAACAAGCA